Messenger RNA from Gymnogyps californianus (California condor), 3173 nucleotides. RefSeq names its product mitochondrial ribosomal protein S17 (gene MRPS17). Gene Ontology annotation, biological process: mitochondrial translation. Gene Ontology annotation, cellular component: mitochondrial small ribosomal subunit; ribosome. Gene Ontology annotation, molecular function: structural constituent of ribosome. The transcript has 3 exons. The coding region runs from base 310 to 735 and encodes 141 amino acids. NCBI's taxonomy places the organism in Eukaryota, Metazoa, Chordata, Aves, Accipitriformes, Cathartidae. The record is from RefSeq and is a predicted model, not a curated record.
UGCUUGGAGCAUUUCAUCCUGUGGAUGUGUCUCUGUAUCCCUAAACUUUUCUUUUGAUGUGUUGCAACAUCAAAGCAAGCGUCAUUUAGUCUUACAGAAUGGAUAGAUGGAGAAUUCAACAGGUGUCAGUUGUGCUUAACAGUACAUGGCUGGGUGGGAGAGAAAAACAUCUUUAGUUUUCAUCAGUUUUAAUAUUGGUUCAAGUCUUCUGAUGUUUAGCUAACAAUUUUGCCCAUGACUCUUGGAAGAGUGGUAUAGAAAGCUCUCCCUAAUUAAACAAAUAAGGCACUGGAUGACCGUAACUAAACAAUGUCUGUACCACGUGGAGCUGUCCAUGCAAAAUGGAUAGUAGGGAAAGUAAUAGGAACCAAAAUGCAGAAAACUGCCAAAGUGAGAGUGACAAGGCUUGUGCUAGAUCCUUACUUACUAAAGUUCUUUAACAAACGAAAAACCUAUUUUGCCCAUGAUCCAUUGCAGCAGUGUGUUGUUGGAGACAUUGUUCUUCUGAAAGCUUUGCCAGAGCGAAGGAGCAAACAUGUGAAACAUGAACUGGCUGAAAUUGUUUUCAAGGUUGGAAAUGUCAUAGAUCCAAUAACAGGAAAGCCCUGUGCAGGAACCAGAUUCCUUGAAAAUCUGUCAGAUUCGGAAAAUCUGACAGAGGCGGAUACUACCUAUCUAAGUGAAAAACUUCAGGAACUUAAAGUUUGUUCAACAAAUAGUGGGGAAAAUAUUUAAACAGAGGGCUUUUCAGCUUGUCUGUCAGGGAUGUUUGGGGCCCUGCUGUUGUAUGUUAAAUGUUUCAGUGAAAUCUGUAGUCAAAACAGUGAACAUAGUUGCUUAUAAGAACAGAUGUUACAGAUUGAUAGGCACCUCAAAUCUUUAAAUGAAAAUACAGAGAAAAUGUGAGUUUAGUGUUAACACUUCAUUUUGUUGCAUGUAGUUUUGCCCCAAGCCUUGACAGUUUCAAAAGCCAGCUGCUCACUUGGAAUGACUCUUCUGUAUUGAGAAAGACAAGAAAAUAACUGUAUGAUGUUUAAGUUUGGUGGGAGGGUCAUUACAUUAUUUGAUUGUUCUGUAUUUCAGGCAGUCUUUUGUGGUUUGUAGGACUACUUAUGAUGAUGCUAUUAAAUCUUUUGAAAGGAAGUGUAGAAUUUUAAAACCAGCUACCUGCAUGUGUCCUUAUUUCCUCUUACAGUCACUCAUGCCACACUGCAGUAUCUUCUAACUUCCAAAAUCUCUAACAAAAACACAGCCACUUGCCUCUAUAAUGGCAGUAAGGUAAGCAUAAAAACUUUGGGUAGCUCAGCAGGUUGCCUUUGUAACCUGUCCAAAGGAAGUAUUUAGUUCUGGGAGAGAUGGAUCUCUUUGAACUGCCAGCAGGAAAUAGAAGCUGAUGAGAAUACAAAGCCAAAAAAGUAGAAGUAAAGAUGGUUAGAUUUAGUCUCAUCAGAAAAGCUAAUUAAAGCAACACAUUUUGGAAGAGAUACAGGUACUGAUUUGCUGCGUACUUUAAUAUGAAACUAGAAGGCCAUAGCAGUUAAUGAUUAAAGAUCACUUUAUCCUGCUACAGCUCUGGGGAUCUUGUGUCCUGUCUUCCAGGACAUAAAGCAAACUAAGAGCGUGCAGCUGUUACAGCAGCCUUGUGUUGCUGACUUUUCAUUCAGAUCUCAAGGGGCAUCUGCCUCAAAACCCAGCUUUUGUGGGGACAGCAUUCCAUGUCCCUGUGUGGAGGGGAGAGUGGUAUAUUAGAGCUAUGAGAAAUCCUUUUUGAAGUGUCUAUGUCAUUGGUCUUUAAGAUCAGAAGCUAAUCAAGGUGUGUCUGAAAAGAGUUCCUCUGAUCUGAAAUAUCUUAAGAAAGUGAGCGAGCUUACACUAGUAAGCUAUCAGUUGUGUUCUGUUGUCAGUGGUGUAAAUCAUUUGCCCUUUAACUUCCUUCAUCUGCACAAAAUCAGUUUCAGCUGCCUGCAAACUGCUAACAAAGUCCAACUGAACUCAGCAAAUUAUUUGGGCCAGGAAGAAUGAGAAAUGUACAUUUUCUUCAGUGCUUCAAACCAAAAAAUACUGCUCUUUGAAUGCUAGUCCUCAAGUACUGUCCUGCAUGUCAGAUCAAUAAGCUGGGACGUCAAGACAUCUUGAUUCAAACGUCUCUAUGUAAAUCAAUAAUGUGAACAUGGUCUCUGAGGAAGAGUCCUAAACAUAUGGCUGUGGGUUAUUCUUGUUGAUAUGUUUGUUGAAGUGGUUUAGGUUUAUGUAAAUUACUUAGUAACUGUAGCUGGCUGAUUAAGGCCCUCAUCGAAGUGGAAGGAAGCCUGGGCUCUGACUCCUGCUCGAGUGAAUGUGAAAUGUGAAACUUCAUCUCUAGCAGAGAUUGAGAGAAAUCAGACCCAGGCUAGAACAUGGCCCUGGGCUGCAGGAAAUACACUAAGUUGUAUCCAAGCAGGCAGUAAAGGAACUUGACCCUCAGUACUUGUGAUAUGAGUGUUCUAAUAACUAGACAUACAAUGUUUAUAAGAAAUAGAAAAAGUUUCCUGUUUGGUUAAUGAGUUGCAUCUAUGUCUAAUUGGGGAAGUAAAUCUUUCCCUGUAUUUGCUGUGAUUUUUCUUGAGUAGCUGUGAAAAUGUCAUAUUUUUUCUAAGAUUGAUUCGUCGCAGAAGGUUGUCAGUUUUUUUCCAUUUACAGGUAGGCUCUUGGGGGGGUUGCUCGAGAACUCAACAUGCUGUCAGAUCAGAAUGUGAUUAAAUGUACAUAGUCUGAAGUGUAACUUGUUUUUAAAAGAAUGAUGCCAAUUGUAGGCUAAACUGUUUUUGAAAGAGGCACCACAAACAUUGUACUUGACUGAUGUUAAAGCACAUUGCAUGUGCUAGCCUCUGACUUACUCUCACAGAGUGCUGAUAUAAAAAUCAUAAAAUGGUAAUGGAAACUGCAUAGUGAAAUGAUACAAACUUUGUAUGUGCUAUGUAGAAAGGCAAGAUUUGCUCAUUAACUUGUUUUCUAUGUUUAUUGGCUAGUUGCUUUUAGAACUGUCCUUCAACUAUUAGCCUAACUACAAGUUUAUUCUUAACUUAAAGUUAUUUAAGGAUUUGAUGCUAGCACACACCACCCAUUCAGCCAAAUUAAAUACUACUGUCGCUGAAACAGUGUGAAGAAAACAUUUCAGCUGUGUGUGGGUGAAA